Messenger RNA from Manis pentadactyla (Chinese pangolin), 3003 nucleotides. Its product is annotated as putative nuclear envelope pore membrane protein POM 121B. Lineage: Eukaryota; Metazoa; Chordata; Mammalia; Pholidota; Manidae. The record is from RefSeq and is a predicted model, not a curated record.
AUGCCCCCCUGCCUCUUGCCCAGUCGCGCUAGCGAAGGCAGGCAGUCUGGCAGAGAGAGCCGCGGAAGCCGCUCGCCCGCCAGACAGAGCUCGUUCGUCGCUCUAAAUGGGAGGAUUUCUGAGCAAGUUCCGCCCCCCGCAGCCCGCCCCCGGUCCGGAGGCCAGGCGCCGAGCGCGCCCGGCCUUCCUCGCAAGCCCCGCCUGCCCGACAAGCCCCGCCCCGCCGUCUCCCUCGGCCCGCCCCGAUCCCAUUCAGCCCUCAGUCCUCACUCGUUUUCUCGGGUCCCUUCGGAGGCCUUCCCGCCGUUUUACUUGUAUGAGCAGUUUUUCAAUUUCCCCCUCAACGUUGUUGAAUCCAUUGCAGGGAUAGCUGUUAAGUACCUGCCACUUUCUGCCCUCAGGAACUGCAGGACUUCACCACACCACUUUGGCAUAACACCUCCAAGACGAUACCGAAUCCAGCAGGCCCGGUAUUCCCACGUGCUUCCCAAGCUGCGCUGGAAUGGCGGUCAUGGGAAGCGUGUACUGUCUCCUGGUAAUUCCAGAGUGGUGUGCAGGCCUUCGACAGUGAGGAUUGCUCCUCCUGGGAGCAACCUGGCUCGUUUGCCAAUAGCAGCGCAGUUCCCUAAGGCCCCAGACCCGUGGUCAAAGGAGGCUGUUCUGCUUGACCUCCAACGUUGGAAGAGGAGGAGAAGGACAGUGGAGGAGGAGAAAGACCAAACAUCUGCUGCUGGUCAGGAGGAUAAAACAAGGCCUGAGCCUCUGAAGAGUGGCCUCAGUUCCCAGAGCUCAGACAGCGAGUUGCAUGAGAGACCCUCCACCUCUGCUGUGAGCUGCUUGAAGGGCACGUGCACACAUGGCAUCCGUAUGUCCAGCCGCAAUGCCAUUACCAGUUCAUACAGCUCCACUGGAGGCAUCUCUCAGCUCUGGAAGAGGCGGCGUCCCAGUCCCAGUGCCUCAACCUUCUCCAGCCCAGCCUCCUCCCACUCACCGACACCAGAGAGGCCAGCAAAGAAAAUAAGAGAAGAGGACAUUUCUCAGGAAGCUGGCUCUUCCGCUCCGCCGGUAGACAAGGAGUCCCAGGGAGAACAGGAAACGGCCUCGAGCUCCAUCACGGAGAGCCCCCCUGCCACUCCACCGGCUUCUACUCUCGCCGUGCCUGCUGCUGGGACUGCUGCUUCCUCGGCCUCCCCCCCAGCCCCACUGACUAUCCCGCAGUUUCUCCCCAAGUACAUCAUCUUCCUGAAGAACCCAAACCCUCUGGGCCUACCAUCUUUCCCAGCCAGGGUCCCUCCCCGGCCCUCCUCAGACUCCAGGUCCACAGAAACUUUCUCAGGGCUGACCCCUGCCUCUCCCGCAAUACCAGCCUGUGAUGCCACCAAGUCACCUCUGGCCUCUCAGGCUGAGACAUCUGCCAAACCCCAGGCCCCGCCUGCCCCAGGCCCCACCCUGAAGCCCAGUGCCCCACUUAGAACACCGAGCAGCCCACCCGCUAACCCUUCUGCCUGGGCAGCUCCUGCUGUGUCUUCAGCACAUCCCAUGUUCAAGCCCAUCUUUGUGGCUCCACCUAGAAGUGGGAAUGAGGGUCCUGUGCCAUUCAGCCGUUCCCAUGUCGCAACGGUGGCAUCUUCCAGCUCUGUCCCCACCCCGACUACCAGCAGCCUCCCCACUUUCAGUCCUGUUUUUAGCAGCACAGGGCUACCUACAUCUUUGCCCUUGUCAACUCCUUUCUCCUUCAGUCAGAAUACUUCAGGCACUAGCACGAAUGCCCCUCUGUUUCCUGGCCAGGCCAGUGUCAGUGUCCCCUCAGCAGCGGCUUGGGGGACCACCACCGGCACAGCCGCGGACUCCACCCAGAAGCCUGUCUUUGGCUUUGGUGCGAGCAGUGUGACCAGCACUGCGAGCAGCAUGACCAGCUCCACUGCUUCCACUGCCCAGCCUGCUCUCUUUGGUGCCCCUCUUGCCCCUGGGGCCAGCUCUACCCCAGCCAUGGGCUCCAUACUCCAGUUUGGCAAGAUGCCGGCCACAUCUGCUCCAACAACAGCCAUGACAUUCGACCAGUCCCUGCCUGGCGCCGUCCAGACAGCCGCUGGCAGCAGCACCGCCAGUUUCGGUGGCUUCAGUGGCACCCUCACGACCUCCACCCCUGUCGCCCCGCGCCAGCCGGCACUGAUAUUCAGCAGCACUGCCACCCCAGCCUUCAACAUUCCCUUUUGUUCUGGCACCAGGCCCCCCAUUUCUUCCUAUCCCGGAGUCACCCCACAGCCCAUGUUCGGGGCCACUGAUGGACAGCAGUUGGGAGCCGCCAAACCAGCCCUGGCCCCCAGCUUCGGCAGCUCCUUUCCUUUUGGAAGAUCAGCAGCCCUGGCUCCACCGUAGCCAGACUUUGGCAGUGCUGUGUGGUCAGGUUUUCAUGGGUUGAAACCGCAGCCUCUCUUUGGCACCCCCUCCAGCACAAAGCCAGCCUUUGGCAGCACCACAGCUCUUUCCUCCUUUUUUUCAGCCACCACCUCGGGCGUUGGAACUACAACCCAGACCACCAGCAACGGGACCAGUAGCUAAGUGUUUGACAGCACCAUCUCAUCGCCCUUCACGUCUGGUGUGUCAGCAGGCCCCACUGGCAGUGAGGGCUUUGGGAUGAGCAUGGCUGCCUCCCACAGCAGCUCCAACACUGGGGUGUUCAGCUUUGGCGCAGGAUAGAGUGGGAGCACUGGCGGCAGCUCCUUGGGAGGCUUGAGUCAGAAUUCCCUGGGUGCAGCUGGCCAGAGCACACCCUUUCCCUUCCACGUGGCCAGUACGCCUCAGAACACGUCUGUGUUUGCAGGCACAUCCACACCCACUUUUGGUCAGAACACCCCUGCCCCUGUGGUGGGUGCAUCAGGCAUCAGCCUCUCCACUGGGGCAUCCUCAGCAGAUGCCCAGGGCUUUGCUGGACCUGGAACCUUUGUUGUCACUGAUCUUCAAGUUGCAGAGAUAAUUGCCUCAGAAAGUAAGAGACUAUGA